AUGCUUGAGAAACUGCCUCAAGAGCAACAUUCAGUGGGAAGUGUUUCUGCAAGAAUUGGUUGGUUGCUUCUGUUGACAAGCAAGGUGGAAGAGGCAAUUCCUUACUUGGAAGAUGCUGCAGAAAGAUUAAAAGAGAGUUUUGGUUCCAAGCAUUUUGGAGUGGGUUAUGUUUAUAAUAACUUGGGAGCACCGUCCUCAUCAUGCGGAUUCAAUAGAAGCGUGUCAGAACCUUUCAAAAGCAUAUGCUGCCGUGGGAAGGUAGUUGAAGCUUGGGAGGGCCACGGACCAAGUGCUCAAGAUGACCUCAAAGAAGCUAUUCGAGCUCUUGAACAAUUAAAGUCAAAAGCUCGUGGUUCAUCCACCGAGUCUGUUACGAAGGCCUUGCCUUUGCCCCGUGACAGUGAAGGUAUCUCUGGGAGGAAUCUCAAGUCUCGUGUUUCCAUCAUGGAAAGUCGGAUCUUGUUUGUUGUUUAUUCUACUUCACACAUGAUGACUUUUAUUGGCUAUAUUAUCCAGUUUGUUGCUGAUGAUAUAUCCGGUCCGACUACAGACGGCCGGGCAUGUAUAGAUCCUCGCUCAUUUUGA
Molecule: messenger RNA, 585 nt
Organism: Fraxinus pennsylvanica
Lineage: Eukaryota; Viridiplantae; Streptophyta; Magnoliopsida; Lamiales; Oleaceae
Source: the annotation of a GenBank genome assembly